Microthlaspi erraticum is the source of this 618-nucleotide messenger RNA. The record is from the annotation of a GenBank genome assembly. NCBI's taxonomy places the organism in Eukaryota, Viridiplantae, Streptophyta, Magnoliopsida, Brassicales, Brassicaceae.
AUGGAUUUCAUCAAGACCAGUUCCCUGCGUGCUCUGAUUGAGUUAACUUUCCAACGCAACUGGAACGGCCUAAUUUGGAUGAGUAGAAAAGGAGUUACAACCAAAAGAGUGGAGACUGUCCAGACGGCUCUAUCGAGAAACAGCGCCCAACCGCGCAGUCCGGCUGGCCGAGGAACGCAUGUUCCGCGCUCGGCCAAAACUGUCCGUCCGUCUGAAGUCUCGGCCAAAGUCCAAACCACUCGGCCGAUCACGCAUCACGACCCGGGAAACUCAAGCCCGCGGUCGGCCACGCCACAACCGCCACGCCACCGCGCACGACCAAAGCGCGCGAGCCGGGGAAAAGCCUCGCGGCCGCGCAACUCCUCACGUACCGCCGAUGCUCCGUCCGAGCCGGGAGAACACCUCGCGUCCGGCCGAGAGAUUUCAUCGGCCAAACUCUAUCCGCCGACCACGCCGGCCGACCGUGAAUCCAUCCGGCCCCGACCGUUCCGACUCGGCCACACCCGAUUGUCCGGCCGAUCGUCCCGACGACCGUCCCAACGCCGCGGUCGACCCGAAGCCCGUUUUGAAGCCCAAUUUCAUAUUUUCAAGCCCGGCUUAACCCUAAGCCGCCUCUAA